AUGAUCUCAUCGACUCCAGCCUAUAUCCCAACCUUGCGCUUCGAAAACCAAUCCAAAUGGGAAACAUGGCUGGCAGAAAAUUACGCUACCUCAUCUGGCUUGUGGGUUCAGAUUGCCAAGAAGAACUCGAAUAUCCUGUCAGUGACCUAUGACGAGGCGCUUGACAUCGCGCUGUGCUUCGGAUGGAUCGACGGCCAACGCAAGUCUCAUGAUGAAGAGUACUUUGUCCAAAGGUUUACGCCUCGUCGAAAGAAAAGCCUCUGGUCCAAGAGAAACGUGGACAAGGUUGCCAAGUUGAUUGAGACUGGCCGUAUGCAACUGUCGGGACAGGUUGAGAUCGAUGCGGCGAAAGCGGACGGUCGCUGGGACAGGGCAUACUCUUCAGCCAGCGUGAUGGAGGUACCACUGGAUUUUCAGACGGCAUUGGAAUCAAAUGCCAAUGCUAGAAAAUUCUUCGAUGCACUCAACAAGACGCAGAGAUACUCAUACCUGUGGAGGAUUGAGACGACGAAGAGACCGGAGACACGGAAACGCAAAAUCGGACAGUUUGUGGAGCUACUCGCUCAACACAAGACUCUUUGA
This is a messenger RNA of Colletotrichum gloeosporioides, 582 nucleotides long. RefSeq lists its product as uncharacterized. Bases 1 to 582 code for a protein of 193 amino acids. Lineage: Eukaryota; Fungi; Ascomycota; Sordariomycetes; Glomerellales; Glomerellaceae. The record is from RefSeq and is a predicted model, not a curated record. The transcript has a single exon.